Benincasa hispida (wax gourd) is the source of this 1602-nucleotide messenger RNA. Its product is annotated as O-Glycosyl hydrolases family 17 protein. Lineage: Eukaryota; Viridiplantae; Streptophyta; Magnoliopsida; Cucurbitales; Cucurbitaceae. The record is from RefSeq and is a predicted model, not a curated record. Gene Ontology annotation, molecular function: hydrolase activity, hydrolyzing O-glycosyl compounds. Gene Ontology annotation, biological process: carbohydrate metabolic process.
AUAAAAAUCUCAAACCAAACUUCUCUGUUUAUCUAAGCAAUUACUCAAACCUAAAUCCAUGGCUUUCUUCUCUUCUCUCUGUUUCCUCCUCCUUUCUUCCAUUUCCUUAUCCCACGCCGCCGGAUGGGUCGGAGUUAACUACGGCCGAAUCGCCGACAACCUUCCGUCACCGGACAAAGUAGUUCAACUCCUCAAAGACCAAGGAAUCGACCGAAUCAAGCUCUACGACACUGACUCCACCGUCCUCACCGCCUUAGCCAACUCCAACAUCUCCGUCGUCGUCGCUCUCCCCAACGAACACCUCUCCUCUGCCGCCGCCGAUUCUUCCUUCACCGACAAUUGGGUCCAAUCCAACAUCUCCCAUUUCUUCCCCUCCACGAAAAUCGACGCCAUCGCCGUCGGUAACGAAGUCUUCGUCGACCCAAACAACACCACUAAAUUCCUCGUCCCCGCCAUGAAAAACGUUUACUCUUCCCUCCAAAAAUUCAACCUCCAUAACUCCAUUAAAAUCUCCUCCCCCAUUGCCCUCACCGCCCUCGCUUCCUCUUACCCAACUUCCUCCGGUUCAUUCAAACCCGACCUAGUCGAACCGGUCAUUAAACCCAUGCUCGAUCUCCUCCGUCAAUCCCAAUCUUAUCUCAUGGUUAACGCUUACCCUUUCUUCGCUUACGCCGAUAACUCCGAUAAAAUCUCCAUCGAUUAUGCUCUGUUUCGCAACAAUCCCGGCGUUAUUGAUUCCGGCAAUGGGUUAAAAUACACCAACCUCUUCGAAGCCCAAGUCGACGCCGUUUUUGCCGCUAUGUCAGCGAUUAAAUACGACGACGUCCCGGUAGUGGUGACGGAGACAGGAUGGCCGUCGAAAGGCGACGAGAAGGAAAUCGGAGCUAAUACAGAUAAUGCGGCGGCGUAUAACGGAAAUUUGGUGAAGAGAGUUUUAACGGGAAAUGGGACCCCGUUAAGACCGCGGGACCCACUCAACGUAUUUCUAUUUGCGUUAUUCAAUGAGAAUCAGAAACCGGGGCCCACUUCUGAGAGGAAUUACGGUUUGUUUUACCCUAAUGAAGAGAGGGUUUAUGAAAUUCCUUUUACACUCGCUGAUUUGGAGAGUGGAGUUCAAACGCCGGUUAAUGGGAGUAAAGUUCAGGUGAAAGGGCGGCAGACGUGGUGCGUGGCUAAUGGGAACGUGGCGGCGGAGAAAUUGCAAGCGGGUUUGGAUUAUGCUUGUGGUGAAGGAGGGGCUGAUUGUCGUCCGAUUCAAGUGGGUGCCACGUGUUAUAAUCCUAACUCUAUUGAGGCACAUGCUUCGUACGCUUUUAAUAGCUAUUAUCAGAAGAUGGAGCGUGCGGCUGGCACGUGCGACUUUGGUGGUGCUGCUUAUGUCGUCACUCAACCUCCCCAGUAUGGAAAAUGCGAGUUCCCCACUGGGUACUGAGCUCCGGCAGAUAGAGAGAUUGGCUGAUAUUUCUAAUUUCAUUUUAUAAUUGACGUUUAUAUUUUUAUGUUAUUUUUUUAGAAUUCUAAUAUAAUAUUUGUAUGCAAUACAUAAAUAUUAAAUUUAAUAUUAAAGUUGAUAGUUGGACUAUGCUUCCCAAAUUUUAUUUC